CCUGACUUAACCAGCCCGGAUAAUUAACGUCUCGUCUUCCGGUAAUUUACCCGACCCGAUGAAAGGGGAGAGAGCUGUCUCCCUUUAUCUUUCUGGCACCCAGCGCUAAUUCAAAAGCACCACGUAACACCUCCAAUGAGCUUUCAACUUAGCCCACACAACUCUCCAACAAGCAACCCAGACCCAUGCAGGUCGAGUUUUCUAGAAGUGCAGGCGCCGAUUAGACUCUAAGGCGCCAUGGUUGUCUCUUACGUGUUGGAUCUUUUGAUAUUACUUCUGAUAGAAGUGGCCCACCUAGUGAGCUCCGACAUGACCUACUGCCCUAGAAGCCUGUACGACUGCGACAGCCUGGACACCGUGCUGCACAACUCUAUCGACGCCAUCAUCACGCCCGAGUUCAUGUCCUCGGUGCACGAGGACAGCGGCCAGAUUGACGAGCUCUGCAAAUUUAUCAAAAGUCCCGAAUGCUCGGAGCCCAUUGUCUCACAGUGUAAAGGGGAGAUCAUCUACGCUAUUCAAGCAUUCAAAAGUCGCCAGCAAUACAUAUGUGGGGAGAGGUUUACCAGAAAAGGUAUCAGCGACAUGCCCACUUGUGUGAGGACCUACCAGCGGAACUUCGCCAAGUGCAAGAGGACUAGGGCAGAGAAGCUGGAGCAGGAUUCGUACAUGACCCAGGCGCCGACAUCACCACAUCCUUGGUGCAACUAUACCAACGAGUACAUCGAGUGUGUCUUCACCAUCAUGUCCUUUGGCUGCACCAUGAAAGUCGCCAACAAGUACUUCGAACAGGCCAACCAAUCGUCGCCCGUCAUCGAUGCUAUUUAUAGAUACGGCUGUUCCUUCAGCCACCCGCUGGAUAUUCUCAAAACGACGUCACCGACCACGGAAACGACGUCACCAAUGCACGGACCCCACAGCGGUUACACCUACCGUAGACCCAACCAGGGGUAUUAUAAUAGAGCCAAUGGACAACAUCAAAACUCGCAUAUCAUUAACAUAAUGUGUUGCCUUUGUCUUUACGUUUUGUUGAGAGGUCAAGGCCUAUGGAGGAUAGACGUGUCAUGGAGGUCGCGAUGACGUUUCGUGAUUUGAUUGGUGGAUUUCGAUACUUGGAUACUUUCAAUGUUGGUAUUUGCAUAUAAAUCGUUGUAGGAGACAAAGACGAAUGAAUGCCUUUGGAUAAAUCAUUUUUAUCACGAUACUUCUUAGUAAGCAAUAUAGUGUUAAAAUUGUCAACAUUCUAACUCAUUGUCUAAUACGAAAUGUUAUCCUAAAUGGUCAUACGUUGUUUUAGACUAAGUAUUUACUGUUUGCAAACUCUGGUAAACUUUCUG
Physella acuta is the source of this 1334-nucleotide messenger RNA. RefSeq lists its product as uncharacterized. The record is from RefSeq and is a predicted model, not a curated record. Lineage: Eukaryota; Metazoa; Mollusca; Gastropoda; Physidae.